Messenger RNA from Haliotis rufescens (red abalone), 1730 nucleotides. RefSeq lists its product as uncharacterized. The coding region runs from base 165 to 1268 and encodes 367 amino acids. The record is from RefSeq and is a predicted model, not a curated record. Lineage: Eukaryota; Metazoa; Mollusca; Gastropoda; Lepetellida; Haliotidae. The transcript is spliced from 2 exons.
UCAGACAACCAAAUGGGUUUGAUGGGUUCAGACUAGUGACUGGAUGAGUUCUGACUAGCACCUGGGUUGAGUUAGUUCGGACUAGUUACUGGGUUGAGUUCAGACUAUGGAUUGGGUUGGGUGAGUUCAGACAAGUUACUGUGUUGGGUGAGUUCAGUCUAGUGAUGAGGUUGGGUGAGUUCUGUCUAGUGAGUAGGUUGGGUGAGUUCAGUCUAGUGAGUAGGUUGGGUGAGUUCAGACUAGUGAGUGGGUUGGAUGGGUUAAGACAAGUUACUGUGUUGGGUGAGUUCAGUCUAGUGAGUAGGUUGGGUGAGUUCAGUCUAGUGAGUAGGUUGGGUGAGUUCAGUCUAGUGAGUAGGUUGGGUGAGUUCAGUCUAGUGAGUAGGUUGGGUGAGUUCAGACUAGUGAGUGGGUUGGGUGAGUUCAGUCUAGUGAGUAGGUUGGAUGGGUUAAGACAAGUUACUGUGUUGGGUGAGUUCAGUCUAGUGAGUAGGUUGGGUGAGUUCAGUCUAGUGAGUAGGUUGGGUGAGUUCAGACUAGUGAGUGGGUUGGAUGGGUUAAGACAAGUUACUGUGUUGGGUGAGUUCAGUCUAGUGAGUAGGUUGGGUGAGUUCAGUCUAGUGAGUAGGUUGGGUGAGUUCAGACUAGUGAGUGGGUUGGAUGGGUUAAGACAAGUUACUGUGUUGGGUGAGUUCAGUCUAGUGAGUAGGUUGGGUGAGUUCAGUCUAGUGAGUAGGUUGGGUGAGUUCAGACUAGUGAGUGGGUUGGAUGGGUUAAGACAAGUUACUGUGUUGGGUGAGUUCAGUCUAGUGAGUAGGUUGGGUGAGUUCAGUCUAGUGAGUAGGUUGGGUGAGUUCAGACUAGUGAGUAGGUUGGGUGAGUUCAGACUAGUGAGUGGGUUGGAUGGGUUAAGACAAGUUACUGUGUUGGGUGAGUUCAGUCUAGUGAGUAGGUUGGGUGAGUUCAGUCUAGUGAGUAGGUUGGGUGAGUUCAGUCUAGUGAGUAGGUUGGGUGAGUUCAGACUAGUGAGUGGGUUGGAUGGGUUAAGACAAGUUACUGUGUUGGGUGAGUUCAGACUAGUGAUUAGGUUGGGUGAGUUCAGUCUAGUGAGUAGGUUGGGUGAAUUCAGACUAGUGAGUGGGUUGGAUGGGUUAAGACAAGUUACUGUGUUGGGUGAGUUCAGACAAGUUACUGUGUUGGGUGAGUUCAGUCUAGUGAGUAGGUUUGGUGAGAUCAGUAUAGUGAGUGUGGUGAGAGGCUCAGACUAAGGAUUGGUAGAGGUGAGUUCAGACUAGUGACUCGGUUGGUUGUAAAUGCUUCUUUGUAAAGUAUUUCAGUUAUAUCACUGCUUUAUUUUGGAGAAAAGCUCACAGUGGCACAGGUCAUAGACCACAUGCGUAUGACCAAUAGAAGACAAAAUAUGAGAAUCUGGGAUUUGAACCCACAAGCAGCCAUUUACGGCACAUCUAUGGAGGGCAGCUACACAGUCCAUGGCUAAAGUAUGACGUGCACAGUGAUCACUAUCACUCGCUCCUUUCUAGUGUCAGACUAGUUACUUCUAAUAUGACGUAUCAGCUCCCCUAGGUAUGGGCCUUAUGACCUGCUUAUAGCAGAUAGCUAUGAGAUAAAUCACAAAGAACAAAGAUUAAACAGGCAUGGUUUGUUUCACAUAACAUUGUUCUAUCAUGACGCCAUUUCUCGAGAUUCGAACAUGUGCUUGCAACAUGAUU